AAUUUUAAUAGAAUUUUUUCUUCGGGCCAUCCCUCUCAUCUAGGUCGAAGGGUCUCGGUGAUUCACGUCCACGAGAGGCAUCUGAUAAGAUCGAUUAUCCAUAUUGCGCCAACUCAAAUUACUCGCACAUCGAUACACAUAUCUCAAAUUGGUGCCCCCUUCUACCGUUAUAGCCAGGAGAACCAGUAAUUUUUUUGAGUUUGAAGACGUGUAGAUGUGAGCAGUGAGCAGCAUGGCGACUGUUGUGGCUGCUGCGAUUCUUCUGAGCCCUAUCUUUUGCCAGAAAUCUAUCCAUUUCUCGAGUUCGAACAGCCAAUUUUUCGGCGGAGUUUCGAAGAAAAUCAAUUUUGAUGAGAAAUCCGUCAGCAAGAGGAGGGAUUUGGGGGGUUUCGUUGUGGCUUCUGCGAACGCUGGCACUGGUGGAGCAGGGAGGUUUUAUAUAAACUUUACCGGUUUUCCUUUCCCGCUUGGGCCUUUUCUCAAUAGGCGAACUAUAAGGACUGAGGCUUUGAAAGACUGCAUAUGGCUAUUCGAGCAAGAGCAAGCGUUAGGAUUCAGCAGCGUGUCCACUAACAUCAGAAUGACAGUCAUCAGGCUAAAAUCUGGGGGUUUGUGGAUCCAUGCACCUAUUGCUCCGACCAAAGAAUGCAUUCAGCUUGUGGAAGAGUUAAACGCACCAGUUGAAUACAUUGUACUUCCCACUUUUGCUUAUGAGCAUAAGAUAUUUGUUGGGCCUUUCUCAAGGAAGUUCCCAAAGGCACAAGUUUGGGUGGCUCCUAGGCAAUGGAGUUGGCCGCUUAACUUGCCACUUGAAUUCUUUGGCAUUUUCCGUGCAAAAGCUUUAAGAGAUGAGGAUGAUUCUACCCCGUGGGCUAAUGAGAUUGAGCAAAAGGUCCUAAGCUUAGCAGAAGUUGGUAUUGGACCAUAUGUAGAGGUUGCUUUUUAUCAUAGACGCUCAAGAACUUUACUUGUUACUGAUGCUGUAAUUUUUGUUCCACGUCGGCCACCUGAUUGUAUCAGCAAAGAAUCCUUAUUAAAAUCUGCUAAGAAUGGUUUGGCAGUCAAAAUCCUUAGCAAAGGAAAAAAGGUUCCUGAUGAACCUGUAGUUGAUAACAACUCAAACCGCCAAAAAGGUUGGGAAAGAAUGGUCCUUCAAAUCUUGUUUCUAGGCCCUUCAAAUCUUCUGGAGCCCUCCGCGACCUUCUCUCAAAUGUCAAGGAAAUUAAUUGUCUCUCCAAUUGUCAAGACAUUAGUUUUCAGCAAAGUUCCAGAUAAGGUUCAUAUAGUCUCAAGCUUUGGAUGUGUGAUUUUUUUUUUCUUUUAAUUUUUAUAGAUUGUGAUUACUACUUACAUUCUAUUGCUUUCUCUCAUACAAGCGCACACACACUCAUAAAAAUGUGGUCGGGAGAGAAGGGCUGUGAGGAGCAGUGAAGAUAAGGGAAGUUGUGGAGUAGAUGUAUAUGGAGUGGAAGGAAUGGGAAUGGUAGGGCAUAGUUGAGUGGAGUGGAAGGGAUUGGAAGGACUGGAAGACUAUAAUACACAUGAAUGAAGACCAAAAUUUUCUUUUUAUGUUAAUUCCUCUAGAUGAAAUUCACCAUAUUGCACUAAGUUACUUAUAUAUGCUUGUAAUUUGGGAAUUGGGUGAACACCAAUACAAAUAUGUAGGGUCAAUAGUUAAGCAUUUAGUUCUUACCAUAGCAAAAAAUUAAAUCUUUAACCAAACAAAUGUUCUACGAACCAAGCUAGAUAGUCUCCUAUAACUGGAUUCACUAACCAGCCUAAGGUUUGAUUCUUAUUAUUCUCACCGUAAAUCAAAAUCAUAAGUCUUGUGUCUAGCUAUUAGCUCUGACAUGAUAUAAGGGGCUGUUGGUGGGGAUUUAAAUCAUCCAUUCUCUUUCAGGACAUUAA
Dendrobium catenatum is the source of this 1908-nucleotide messenger RNA. RefSeq lists its product as uncharacterized. The coding region runs from base 233 to 1324 and encodes 363 amino acids. The transcript has 5 exons. Lineage: Eukaryota; Viridiplantae; Streptophyta; Magnoliopsida; Asparagales; Orchidaceae. The record is from RefSeq and is a predicted model, not a curated record.